Messenger RNA from Papaver somniferum (opium poppy), 798 nucleotides. Its product is annotated as putative receptor-like protein kinase At3g47110. Gene Ontology annotation, biological process: protein phosphorylation. Lineage: Eukaryota; Viridiplantae; Streptophyta; Magnoliopsida; Ranunculales; Papaveraceae. The transcript has 2 exons. Gene Ontology annotation, molecular function: protein kinase activity; ATP binding. The record is from RefSeq and is a predicted model, not a curated record. The coding region runs from base 1 to 798 and encodes 265 amino acids.
AUGGGAGUUUCUUACAAUGAGCUUCUUAAAGCUACCGAUGGAUUUAAUGAUUCCACCAACUUGCUUGGUAUUGGAAGUUUUGGUUCUGUGUAUAAGGGAAUUCUUCAAAAAGAUGAAUCAAAACCGGUUGCUGUGAAGGUUUUACACCUUCAACAAAGAGGUGCAACCAAGAGUUUCAUGGCUGAAUGUGAUGUCCUGAGGAAAGUUAGACAUAGAAAUUUACUAAAAAUUGUAACUUGUUGCUCAAGUAUUGAUUUUCAUGGUAAUCCGUUCAAAGCUCUAGUUUUUGAGUUCAUGGGUAAUGGGAGUCUAGAUCAUUGGCGGCACUCAACUGUUAGCGAUACAAACAAUGAUGAUCCACUACAUGAGAAGAAUUUGAAUAUGGAAAGAAGACUGAAUAUUGCUGUCGAUGUUGCUUCUGCAUUAAAUUAUCUUCACCAAUUAAUACGGAAUGGGAAGCGAAGUGUGUACAGUUAUGGGAUUCUUUUGCUAGAGAUGUUUACAGGAAGGAGACCCACUGAUAACAUGUUUACGGGUGGUCUAAACAUUCAUAAUUUCUGUAAGAUGUAUUCGUUGCCAGAGCACAUUGAGAAGAUAAUCGAUUCACGUUUGUUAUUGGAUGUAGAGGGAGAACAUCAUGAUGAGAGCACAAGAGAUACGAUAAGACAAAUCAUGUCUACUAUAAUUAAGAUUGGAGUGAAAUGUUCUUCAGAAUUUCAUUCAAACAGAAGCAGCAUGAAUGAGGUUAUUGUGGAUGUAGAAGCGGUUAAGAAUGAGUUUCAUAGUGUUGGAAUGUAA